UCUCCCGCUUCAGGAGUUGAGGGGUUUCUCUAACGUUUUCGAUAUUUCUCUCUCUAAAAUUCUUUUUUUCUUCUCUCUCUCUCUCUAACUUUAUUCGUUAGAAUCUCUCUCUAGCCAUGACGACAGAGAAGGAGAGAGAAAGCCAUGUUUACAUGGCCAAGCUCGCCGAGCAGGCCGAGCGAUAUGAUGAAAUGGUGGAAUCAAUGAAGAAAGUUGCGAAAUUAGAUUUGGAGUUGACAGUCGAGGAGAGGAACCUUCUGUCAGUGGGUUACAAGAAUGUUAUUGGUGCUCGUCGAGCCUCGUGGCGCAUCAUGUCUUCUAUAGAGCAGAAAGAGGAGACCAAGGGUAAUGAGCAGAAUGUCAAAAGGAUCAAGUCUUAUCGCCAAAAGGUUGAGGAAGAACUAUCCAAGAUCUGUUAUGAUAUCCUCACCAUUAUUGAUGAACACUUGAUCCCCUCUUCCGCGUCUGGAGAAUCAACUGUUUUCUAUUACAAAAUGAAGGGUGAUUAUUACCGUUAUCUAGCAGAGUUUAAGACAGACCACGAUAGGAAAGAAGCAGCGGAUCAGUCAUUGAGGGCCUAUCAGGCUGCUUCCAACACUGCAAACACUGACCUUGCAUCGACCCAUCCUAUUCGGCUUGGCCUGGCACUCAACUUUUCUGUUUUCUACUACGAAAUUAUGAAUUCUCCUGAGAGGGCCUGUCAUUUGGCCAAGCAAGCAUUCGACGAGGCCAUUGCAGAGCUAGACACUCUUAGUGAAGAAUCAUACAAGGACAGCACUUUGAUCAUGCAGUUGCUCAGGGAUAACCUCACUCUCUGGACUUCUGACCUUCCUGAAGGUGAAGGCGAAGAUGGAAUCAAGGCUGAAGAGGCCAAAGCUGAAGCUGAGCAUUGAUGGUGGUUCAGGCAGCAAAUGGAUAGUGGUUAUGCUGUGUGCAAAGCAAACUCUCUGUCUCUCUCUCUCUCUCUCUCUCUCGCUCUCUCUCUCCCCUAUGGCAUUUACAUAGUCUCGAGGUAAUUCAGUAGCUGGUUUUUAUGAAUGGCUUAAGGGUUUGACUUGAGGAACACCGUAUGUGUAGACCUGUCGAGUGAAGGUCUGUUUUUGUUUAAU
Messenger RNA from Amborella trichopoda, 1109 nucleotides. It is a transcript of the gene GRF12, whose product is annotated as general regulatory factor 12. Lineage: Eukaryota; Viridiplantae; Streptophyta; Magnoliopsida; Amborellales; Amborellaceae. The record is from RefSeq and is a predicted model, not a curated record.